AUGGAUCGAGAACCUUGUCCGUGGCGUAUUGUGGAUGAUUGUGGAGGUGCAUUUGCUUUAGGAGCAAUCGGUGGUACACUUUUUCAUUCUAUUAAAGGAUUUCGUCAUGCUCCGAGUGGGCAAUAUCGACGUCUAUUGGGUAGUUUAGAAGCGGUGAAACUACGUGCACCACGUGUUGGAGCAUCAUUUAGUGCAUGGGGAUGCAUAUUUUCGUUGGCAGAUUGUAGUUUUGUUUAUUUAAGAAAAAAAGAAGACCCAUGGAAUUCAAUUAUGAGUGGGGCAUUGACUGGUGGCGUUUUACAAGCUCGGCAGGGACCCGGUGCAAUGCUUGGCUCAGCUGUGAUUGGUGGCUUUAUUCUUGCCAUGAUUGAAGGAACAGGUAUAUUAAUCAAUCGAUAUAGUCAAAUGUUGAUGCCAAAGCCCGAGUAUGAAGAAUCACCACCUGAUCUUAACAAAGGCAAAGUCGAUCUCUCAAUGCCACCAAUUUUUAAUUCCUCUUCUGAACAAUCUACGUCCAGCAAUUACUCAUGA
Messenger RNA from Rotaria socialis, 531 nucleotides. The record is from the annotation of a GenBank genome assembly. NCBI's taxonomy places the organism in Eukaryota, Metazoa, Rotifera, Eurotatoria, Philodinida, Philodinidae.